AUUGGAACAUCCCCCUGCUUUCUACAAUGUCUAUUUUCAGUAAGUCUAAGCCCGUCACAUGGAGUAAGGAGAUGAGUGCCAGUCAGAACAUAUCUGACAGCAACAGGAAGAAGACCAGUCUGCUGAAAGACACCAGCUGGAUCAGACGUAGCAUGGAGGAGGAGGAGGAGGAGGAGGAGGAGUAAGUGUGACUCACACACACGUAGUGUACACACACAUGCAUCCUUAGACACACACAUCACACACACACACACAUACACACAUAGUGUAAUGGCCUGUUGAUAAAGAAAUGUGUGAGUAAGAUAUGACUAAAAUGUUACACCCUCAGUUAAAUUAAUAAUGUCUGACUAAUUAGUAGACUAGAGCUUAGAGAAUUAAUCAAAUGUGUUUAUAUCCCAGCAACAGAGUACGAUUGAAACCAAUAACAGGAGACUGGUUCAAAAAACACACAGGGAAAGGAGAGCAUGAAAAGGUUUCAGAAUAUUGUGAGGACGGCGAUAUCUAAGGAAUGCAGCCUGCCCGAGAAAGGAGUAGAAUAUGAUAAGAACAUGUGUGUGUGUUUGUGUAUGUGUGUGUGUGUGUGUGUGUGUUUGUGUGUGUUUGUGUAUGUAUGUGUGUGUGUGUGUGUGUGUGUGUGUGUGUGACCUGAUGGUCAGGAGAGCAGAGGAAAACAUGAGCUAAACCCAGGUACAGUGGAAAUAUACAGCCUACAGCGGGGUGGGAUUUUUCCUCUGACGUGUGCGUAUAAAAAUAUUGUAUGACCAUUUUGUUGCAGAGCGCUCUCAUGAAUAAAUAUGCUGACCAUUGCAGGAUUGAGUCUUUGUUUAAAUUUAUUUAAACUAAGAGAUUUACAACCUUUUGGGAAAUAUUCUAAGACUUAAGAAGUAGUUGGCUUCAACCAUUGAGAUAACAAAAUUCUCGUGACACCUGUCGCGACCCAAACUUUUAAGUCGCGACCCAAACUUUGACAGAGAGGUUCUGAGCUGUCUCAAAUCUACUGACACUGUCGAAUGGUAAAAAGUUGACCAAUCUCAAACAUCCAAAUGAUUUGACAAUAUCACAUUUGGUAGGAUUCUCUCUCUCUAACAUCAGUCUCCCUCUGUCUGUUUAGUGCUAACCACAGCCAGCCGUCAGAGGUGGGCCUGCCCAACCCUUCCACUGCCAGCAGCCCUAGCCUGCCCAACCCUUCCACUGCCAGCAGGCCUAGCCUGACCAACCCUUCCAUUGCCAGCAGCCCUAGCCUGCCCAACCCUUCCACUGCCAGCAGCCCUAGCCUGACCAACCCUUCCACUGCCAGCAGCCCUAGCCUGCCCAACCCUUCCACUGCCAGCAGCCCUAGCCUGCCCAACCCUUCCACUGCCAGCAGCCCUAGCCUGCCCAACCCUUCCACUGCCAGCAGGCCUAGCCUGCCCAACCCUUCCACUGCCAGCAGCCCUAGCCUGCCCAACCCUUCCACUGCCAGCAGCCCUAGCCUGCCCAACCCUUCCACUGCCAGCAGACCUAGCCUGACCAACCCUUCCACUGCCAGCAGCCCUAGCAUCUCGUUCAACGAUCAGACCAAGAGGUACAUUUGCAUUGUGUCUUAUCUUAGCAGCACUGGAACGCUGAGCUGAGCAAGACAAUAUGCUGCUUAGUUUCUUCAAGUUACGGUAUGGCUUCAUGUUAUACUGUAUGUCAUGUGUCUGUGGUGUUUUCAGGAUAUUAUACUGUAUGUAUAUACUAUCUGGUAGUCACAGUGUUUUCUCUACUAUAUACUAUCUGGUAGUCACAGUGUUUUCUCUACAUAGAUAGAUAUACUAUCUGGUAGUCACAGUGUCUUCUUUAACGAUAUACAGUGCAUUCAGAAAGUAUUCAGACCCCUUGAAUUUUUUCACAUUUUGUUACGUUACAGCCUUAUUCUAAAAUUGAUUAAAUAAAUUGUUUUUCUCAUCAAUCUACACACAAUACCCCAUAACAACAAAGUGAAAGCAGGUUUUUAGAAAUCUUUGCAAAUGUAUUACAAAUAAAAAAGAUAAAUACUUUAUUUACAGAAGUAUUCAGACCCUUUGCUAUGAGACUCUAAAUUGAGCUUAGGUGCAUCCUGUUUCCAUUGAUCAUCCUUGAGAUGUUUCUACAACUUGAUUGGAGUCCAACGUGGUAAAUUCAAUUGAUUAGACAUGAUUUGGAAAGGCACACAACUGCCAAAAUGCACCUAAAGGACCCCCAGACCAUGAGAAACAAGAUUCUCUGGUCUGAUGAAACCAAGAUUGAACUCUUUGACCUGAAUGCCAAGCGUCGCAUCUGGAGGAAAGCUGGCACCUUACGGUGAAGCAUAGUGGUGGCAGCAUCAUGCUGUGAGGAUGUUUUUCAGCGGCAGGGACUGAGAGACUAGUCAGGAUCGAGGGAAAGAUGAACGGAGCAAAGUACAGAGAGAUCCUUGAUGAAAACCUGCUCAGGACCUCAGACUGGGGUGAAGGUUCACCUUCCAACAGGACAACGACCCUAUGUACACAACCAAGACCACGCAAAAGUGGCUUCGGGACAAGUCUCUGAAUGUCCUUGAGUGUCCCAGCCAGAGCCCGGACUUGAACCUGAUCGAACAUCUCUGGAGAGACCUGAAAAUAGCUGUGCAGCAACGCUCCCCAUCCAACCUGACAGAGCUUGAGAGGAUCUGCAGAGAAGAAUGGGAGAAACUCCCCAAAUACAGGUGUGCCAAGCUUGUAGCGUCAUACCCAAGAAGACUCGAGGCUGUAAUCACUGCCAAAGGUGCUUCAACAAAGUACUGAGUAAAGAGUCUGAAUACUUAAGUAAAUAAGAUUUUUCAGUUUUAGAUUUUUUUUUAUAAAUCAGCAAAAUGUUCUAAAAACCUGUGUUUUGCUUUGUCAUUAUGGGGUAUUGUGUGUAGAUUGAUGAGGGAAAAAAACAAUAUAAUCAAUUUUAAAAUAAGGCUGUAACGUAACAAAAUGUGGAAAAAGUCAAGGGGUCUGAAUACUUUCCGAAUGCACUGUAUCGACUAUCUGGUAGUCACAGUGUUUUCUCUAACUAUAUAUCUACUAUCUGGUAGUCACUCUCUACCUGUAUCUUCAUAAUGUUUAGUCAUUCUCACACAGUUGUGUCUCUGUACCUCACUAAUGUAUUUGUGUUUUUCGCAGUGGUGGAAAAAGUACUCAAUUGUCAUACUUGAGUAAAAGUAAAGAUACCUUAAUAGAAAAUGACUGAAGUAAAAGUGAAAGUCACCCAGUAAAAUACUACUUGAGUAAAAGUCUAAAAGUAUUUGGUUUUAAAUAUACUUAAGUAUUAGAAGUAAAUGGAAUUGCUAAAAUGUACUUAAGUAUCAAAAGUAAAAGUAAAAGUAUAAACCAUUUAAAAUUCCUUAUUUUAAGCAAACCAGACGGCACAAUUUUCUUGUAUUCUUUGUAUUGAUGGAUAGCCAGGGGCACACUCCAACACUCAGACAUAAUUUACAAACAAAGCAUGUGUGUUUAGUGAAUCCACCAGAUCAGAGGCAGUAGGAUGACCAGGGAUGUUCUCUUGAUAAGUGUGUGAAUUGGACCAUUUUCCUGUCAAAAUGUAACGAGAACUUUUGGGUGUCAGGGAAAAUGUAUGGAGUAAAAAGUACAUAUUUUCUUUAGGAAUGUAGUGAAGUAAAAGUAAAAGUUGGCAAAAAUAUAAAUAGUAAUGUAAAGUACAGAUACCCCAAAAAAACUACUUAAGUACUACUUUAAAGUAUUUGUACUUAAGUACUUCACAUCACUGGUUUUUUCGUUUGUUUCGUUUUCACCUCAGCCCUCCACUUCCUCCAAAGCCCAAGACUGUGUCCUCCGUUUUAAGGUAAAGAGGUCAAAAUUCUAACGAAUACUCAAGGGACUAAAAUUGUACCACACUCACAAAAAACUACGGCAGACCCUCCCAUUAAUGCACUUAUCCCUUGUAAUUCAACCGUGUCUGUCUUCCCUCUCCUCACAGCACCACCUCAAAGAGUAUGAAAGACUCCAAGACAGCCAAGAGUCCUGGCAUCACCUCCCCAAAGUCCCCAGAAUCCCCCAAGUAAGUCAGACACAUAGAGCAAGUGACUUUAGUUUGAAGUUAAAUUAUGUUGUAUUACAGUAUCUUGUGUAUAAUUGACCAACAAUCUUGUUUCAUUUCCGUGUGGUCAUGUAGAAGCUCAUCGCUGAAGAGCCCAUCCAUGUCCCUCUUUACUGCAAGGGUAUUUUCCUCACCCCAAAAACGAUUAUACUCCCCACUAAGCCCUCCAGAAGUGCUCACCCAUGACAUAACCCACAUCACUGAUGAAGAGCCACCAGCAGUCACAACAACUCCACCACCACCACCUCCAAUGACAGAGGCAACAAUGCCCCAAGCUUCAAUCAAUGAGAUGAGGUACUUCUGACAUAAUGAACAUUGAUGAAUGGUAGCAUCCUCAAUGUAACAUAUCAUACUAAGUUGAGUCCUGGAUUUACUUUUACUAUGUUAUGUAUAGUCUAUGAGACCAGGCUGUUAUAAGGGGAAAGAUUUGUUUUGGGAAUUUUCUAAAUAUUUUCAAUAUUAUGAAUUUCCAUGUUGGCUCUAUGCCCGGAAAUGCCCUUGUCCGGAUUUCAAACUCUCCAAAAAAGUGUUUAAAAUUCUAAAAACUGGCAAUAAUGAAUAUUAACUGAAAAAGGAUAUUAUGUAUUUUCUUGCAAUAGCCCUCGCUGACUUUAAAUAAUAGUUAUCUCAAAACUGUGAUUCCAAAAAAAAUGUGUCCGGAGAUUUGGUCAACUCCGUCAGAUUUGUCUAAAAUCCUACAUUUAUCAGGAAUUAUCAGGGUCAGCUAUACCAUAAGGACCCCUUAUUCAUGUCCUCAUUACAUGUAGUGCAACAAGACCACUCAUGGUCUGGAAAGUUCUCUGCUUUUGAUAGAUUUAAACAAACAAUAUUCAAAUCACCAUGGUCACAACCAUAAACUGUCAACUUCAUCUUCCUGAUAGAUUAAGAUAGGAUAUGAAUUUUGGUUCAAAUAUGUUUAUUUUCAUUGGAUUUUAGAGUCCUAAAGCAACUGAGGAAAAACUAAAUGUCUACUUUGUAUACCACUUAAAAGAAGAAGAAAAAAGCAAUUUUUGUCAACUCCGUUAAACCUCAACUCCGUCAGAUUUUUGUCUAACGUCAACUCUGUCAGAGUGCUGUAAUAGCUGAUAGAAUUGUUUUGUUUUUAUUGGGUAUUUUCAAAUGAAUCAUUUUCUAUAUUUUACAAACGUUUGUAUUAAACUUUUAUUUUUAGAGGCAAAAUAUGUCUGUUUUAAGUAUUUGUUGUCAACUCCAUCAGUGGCUUGUCAACUCCAUCACUGAUGGCUAACCCCUUAAGAUCGAUUUUUUUGGUCAAUAUUCGGAAAUAAUAUUCUAAUCACUGUUCUGCAACAUACAGCAUGCUUAAACUGUCACAUAUUUGCUCAGCUAGACCUAAGGGAUAAUGUUUGCUUUAUAAAUGUUGUUUUAAUGUUCUGAAUCUAGAAAAACAUGUCAAAAUGCUAACGAAAUGACCCCUGGAGCAUUUAAUAGUGCUAUAAAACAAAACAAAAAGAAGGUUAGGAGAUGUUUAUUUUUUAUUAAUGUUAGAAUGAAACAAUCAAGGCCUUUAAACAACUUGUUGGUCAAUAAAUGUAAAAAUUAACUGCCUUUUAAGGUGUCUGACGGAGUUGACAUAAAUACAGUUAGUUGCAUUUGAUGAAAACAUUUAAUAAUUAGGUUGUUCCUUUACAUGGUGUGAUGGCUGAUACUUUGGCCUAUCAAAAUAUAUAUUUCAAAUGUUGUUAAUAGUCAAAAAAUAUUUGUUAAAAAAAAGGUAGAGAUUGUCCCGUCUUUCAAGAAUCCCUGAACUGUCAAAUGUAUAAACUUAUGUGGUGUAAAAGUGUUUCUCUCUCUCUGAUCUCUCAGUUUAGAGACCAGUCUCCCUGACCCUCCCUCUCUGACUCCAACCCAGACUCUACUCUCCAUACCCUCUCUGACUCCAACCCAGACUCUACUCUCCAUACCCUCUCUGACUCCAACCCAGACUCUACUCUCCAUACCCUCUCUGACUCCAACCCAGACUCUACUCUCCAUACCUAACAGGUCAGUCCUGACUCCAACCCAAACUCUACUCUCCAUACCCUCUCUGACUCCAACCCAGACUCUACUCUCCAUACCCUCUCUGACUCCAACCCAGACUCUACUCUCCAUACCUAACAGGUCAGUCCUGACUCCAACCCAGACUCUACUCUCCAUACCCUCUCUGACUCCAACCCAGACUCUACUCUCCAUACCUAACAGAUCAGUCCUGACUCCAACACAGACUCUACUCUCCAUACCCUCUCUGACUCCAACCCAGACUCUACUCUCCAUACCUAACAGGUCAGUCCUGACUCCAACCCAGACUCUACUCUCCAUACCCUCUCUGACUCCAACCCAGACUCUACUCUCCAUACCCUCUCUGACUCCAACCCAGACUCUACUCUCCAUAUCCUCUCUGACUCCAACCCAGACUCUACUCUCCAUACCUAACAGGUCAGUCCUGACUCCAACCCAGACUCUACUCUCCAUACCCUCUCUGCACUCAGUAAAGCUGUCCCUGUGUGUUCUCGCUAUACCCAACUCACUACUGCCCUCUGCUGUACAGGCGUGUGACUGAGGACCUGUGUUCGUACUGCUGUAAACCCAUAGUGGCUGGAGCCAAGAUGAUCCUGGAGGACCUUCAGAUCUACAGCCACUCAUCCUGCUUCAAGGUAAACCAACACACCUAUCUAUUCAACAUACAUCCAUGUGUGUCCCAAAUGGCACCCUAGUCCCUUUAAAGUGCACUACCUUUGACCAGGCCCACUGGGCCCUAUGGGCUCUAUUCAAAGGUAGUGCACUAUAUAGGGAAUAGGGUGCCAUUUUCACACACCUACAGUACGUCACACAUCUACACGUCUAUCCAUUAAACACAUCUACAGUACAUCUACAUGUCUAUCCAUUAAACACAUCUACAGUACAUCUACACGUCUAUCCAUUAAACACAUCUACAGUACAUCUACAUGUCUAUCUAUUAAACACAUCUACAGUACAUCUACACGUCUAUCCAUUAAACACAUCUACAGUACAUCUACAUGUCUAUCCAUUAAACACAUCUACAGUACAUCUACAUGUCUAUCUAUUUAACCCACAUCUACAGUACAUCUACAUGUCUAUCUAUUUAACCCACAUCUACAGUACAUCUACAUGUCUAUCUAUUUAACCCACAUCUACAGGAAGUCACACAUAUUCCACAUAGUUGUGCUGUAGUGAUAACUGGAUAUGCCCUCUAGAUGUGUAUCAUGUUGUGUGCAGUCAGUCAGGCAGUCAGUCAAUCAGUAGGCAGGCAGUCAGAUUAUUAGAAUCACAUGAAUAACUGACUGUCUCUGAACCCAUACUGUAUGUAACCAUCUUCCUCUCCCGCUCUCCCUCCCUCCCUCUUCCCACUCCCUCCCCUUCCCCUCCCUCCCACUCCCUCCCCUUCCUCUCCCUCCCACUCCCUCCUCUUCCUCCCUUUCCUCUCUCUCUCCCUCUCCUCCACAGUGUGAGGUGUGCCACUGUCCUCUAGGAGACCUCCAUGCAGGAGACAGUAUGUGGCUCCAUAGAGGGACAGUGCACUGUGAAGGCUGCUUCAGCACAACCAGAGGUGUGUGUGUGUGUUAGUGUCCACAACAAAUCCGUCAUGCUAUGCUGGCUUAGCUCUAAUCCUGUCCUGUACGGGUUUCUUUACAGAGAAAUAUCUCCUCUAGGGAAGAAGAAUGACAGAAUGCUCAUGUCUCCACGGUAACAGACAGAGAACAAGGAGACAUCACUUCAAAAGCCGUAAAAGGACACAUUGCUUUUAUAUGUGUGGAUCUGGUG
Coregonus sp. 'balchen' is the source of this 7845-nucleotide messenger RNA. The record is from the annotation of a GenBank genome assembly. Lineage: Eukaryota; Metazoa; Chordata; Actinopteri; Salmoniformes; Salmonidae.